AGGAAAAGAGGGAGAGAAGGAGGAAGAGGAGGAGGAGGAGGAGGAGGAGGAGGAGGAGAAAGGGACAGAGGAAUGAAGCCGCUAUCGAGGAAUGUCCAGUGAAGGGGAGUGGGGUCACGUCAGGGUGAAGGGAGGAGUUAGUGAUAAGGUGACGCUCCCUCCCCUUCAUGUGACCCAUCCCGCCCCUACAUGUCACCUUGACGAGGUCAAUGAGGCAUGCAUCUAUUAUUGACCAGAAUUAACGAGUCACUCCCCCACAGACGUCACCUGUGCUCUGAUAUUCAGCACAGAUAAGGUACUCAUCUUUAACUGUUCUCUUGUUAUCGUCAUUGCUUGCUGAUAUUGCUGCCACAGCUGCUAUUGUCACCGAAGAUGUGAAAUCAAGGUGAGGUGAAAGUUCUCAGACGUCCCGACGGAAGUACAAAUUUUAAUCUUAAAUUCACUGAUUAGGUUACAGAUCAAUUAUUGUCCUGCCUCGGCAUUCCGCCGCAAUGAUUGGAGGGCGAAGCGUGACGUCAGGGAUGGGCCGGACAGCAGAGGCUGGCCACUCUAUCGGGCGCCGUGAUCCCCGCCGCACCCCGCCUCGCCUUGCCCGCCCUCCUCCCUCCCCUGACUGACCCCGCGCUGCUUACUGAGUCUCGGCUACCUCGAGGAUGCUGGUGUGGGUUUGACGGCGGGCGGCAGGUGACACAGAGGACACGCCGAGGCAAGGCGACGCGUGUACAGUGGCGGCAUGAAGGGCGCCUCUAACAUGGGGGGCGGCGAGAGACGGUCAUCUGUGCUCUCCCUCGAUUCUGAGGAUGAAAACAAGUUGGUGGAGGUCAAGACGGGUUGUUGUGGCCUCGACCCCACCACAGGUCGCGGCAAACAGAUCCACUUGGCUCAGAUGCUACUGCUGCCCUUCGUGCCCAUCAUGGCGCUCAUCAUCCAGAACGGGCUCAACAUGGUCAACGUGCUGCAGUACCAGUAUGAGAUGCAGGAAACAAUCGAUCAGGUUCAGAUCAGCACGGGCCUUGGUAACGUGACGGAGGCCCUGCAGUCUGAGAGGGCCGAGAUCGCCUUCUACCUCUUCACCAACGGCUCUGUCAUCCGCCGCAACCUGUCUGAACAUUUCGCCUACACCAAUUCCCUCAUCGACAACCUCAAGUGGCCAAUCUUCCGCAUCGACGACCCGCUUUUCAAGAAUAAGAUUCUCUUCCGCAUCCGCCUGGACGAUUUCCGCGACAAAAUCACGAAAUUCGACACUCCUUCGAUCGACGCUGGCAUCCGAUUCUACAACCGAGCCAAUUACAUCUUCCUUGACCAGCUAACGCGGGAAAUCAAAGAAAAGGACAGCUCAGGGGUGUGGCGGCCGCUGCUCGCCUACAAGAACCUCAUCCGCGCCAUCGAGCACCUGGGCAUCUCCAUGGUGUUCGGGGAGGAGUACUUCGGCCGCGGGGACCUGGACCACACCUCCUACCUCAACUUUGUGACCAACGAUGCCCUGGGACAGGACUUCCUCAAUGCUAGCAAGAGUUUUGCCUUUUGGAUCAAAGACAGGUACCUCCAGCUGCAGCAAACUUACCCCUGGUACUCCAACAUCACUCGACGACGUCAGGAAAUCGUCAACAGAGUGAAGAUCGAACCGGACUUCGACAAGGCCACCGAGUACUUCUAUGCAAUGUUGGGCUACCUGGACGCUCUGCAGAAGAUCCAGUAUGAGAUUCGUACGAGAAUAGAGGAAACCAUUCUGUCUGAGGUGACGUCCUCCAACAGUCACGUGGUGGUGGGCAUCGCUAUCCUCGCCGUGGUGCUUCUCAUCUCACCUGUCAUUAUUGUCCUCGUCAGAAUGGUCACCAGGACACUCCAGGCCUUCACGGAGACGCUACAGUACAAGACCUACGAGCUGAGGUACGAGAAGAAGCGGUCGGACAAGCUGCUGUACCAGAUGCUGCCGCCCUCCGUGGCUCAGCAGCUCAAGCAACGCAAGCAGGUGUCGGCCGAGACUUACGAAAUGGUCACCAUCUACUUCUCCGACAUUGUGGGAUUCACUGAACUGGCCUCUGAGAGCACCCCCAUGCAGGUGAUCUCCCUCCUGAACGCUCUCUACAAGAUGUUCGACUCGCGCAUCGAACUCUACGAAGUGUACAAGAUAGAGACCAUCGGGGACGCCUACAUGGUGGCCUCGGGUCUGCCGCAGCGAGGGGAAGACCAUGCUGUGGGAACGACCAACUUGGAUCGCCUCAUAUACACCUCUCCAGUCUACAAAAUCAUGAGCCACACUGGUCUAGGCAAGGAGCACGCCGCCGAGAUCGCCUCCAUGGCCCUCGAUCUCCUGCACGCUACCGAGAACUUCGUAGUGCCUCACAUGCCCGGCGAGCGUCUGCAGAUCCGCGUCGGCAUCCACACGGGGCCGGUGGUGGCGGGGGUGGUGGGGUCCAAGAUGCCGCGCUACACUCUCUUCGGGGAGUCUGUCAACAUUGCUUCCAAGAUGGAGUCGAAUGGAUUGCCCUUCAAGAUCCACGUCACCGCUGCCACCAAGGAGUCCCUGGAGAAGGUUGGGGGGUUCAUCCUCAAACUCAGAGGAGAGAUGGAGAUCAAGGGAAAAGGAUCGAUGGAGACUUACUGGCUGAUUGGCAAGCACGGGAAGCUGCCUGAGCGUCGCGUAGAGUCAGACAAGGAGGAGGAAAUCGACGUGAUGGCGGAGAACCCUCACACGGACGCCCGCCGCAAGCAGAGGAAGGCGCAGAAGAAGAAGGAGAGAGAGAACAAGGAAAAGUCAACCCUGAGACGCGCUAUCAACACUGUCAAAGGCCACCUGCCGAACUGAGGACAUCGACGUUAAUGGCUGGUCAAAAGGAGAGGUCAGCAUAUCCGCACCUACAGGAUCUCUCUACAACCUCUGUAGCGCCUACAUCAAGAAAGACAUAAGAAAAUGAGCCCAACCGUCCAUUUACAGUCUCCUCUCCUCACCCUUCGUCGUCUUUCUAGUGUCACGAGUGGUUUGGGGUUCCUGCUGAUGUCUACUUCUUCAGCGUCUUCUUCAGUAGACAGUAGGGGCUAGGCAAGGGAAGUGUGAUGUGCGUGUGGCUGCUGUUUGUUUUAGUCCAAAAGGGUCCUUUCUCCUCCUCCUCCUCCUCCUCCUUCAGCUACACUCACCCACAGGAAUUAUUACUACACCCUGCUGCCAAUGAAAGUGGCGCGCAUGAUAAACAAACCGUUGUUUCGUAGUGUGGGAAAAAUGUCCAGCUCAAUUGAAAUGGGGGGCUCAGUAUCAAGAAUGUGGCAACAUCGCCGAGUAGUUUGAAUAUCUGUCAACUGUCACAUCUCUACAUGUUACUACUCGGUAUUUUUUUCUUUUUUUAUGUAGGAGGGACACUGGCCAAAGGCAACAAAAAUCCAAUAAUAAAAAUAAAAAAAAAAAAGCUCACUGAGAUGCCAGUCCCAGAAAAGGGUCCAAAACGGUAAUAAAAAUUUGAAGGAUAAGUGUCUUGAAACCUCCCUUUUGAAGGAAUUCAAGUCAUAGUCAAGGUUGAUUCUUGACUAUGACUUAGAUUUGCCUCGUUUGCCCGGAUAUUGUGCCAUAUUUAUCCGCACAUUUCAUGUCGAUGCAAUGUUUUAAGUGUUAAUGGCAUGCAAGCCUCAAAUAUUCUAAACCAACAUAGACCGUAUUGACUCUUUCCAGAAGGAUGGGUGUGGGUCUGUCUAAGGUGAUUUCUAGGGAGACAAGACGGCCACAAAGAACUGUCCUCUGUGUGCUCCGGUGGUUGAAAAGAUGCCGUGAAAAUAAUGAUAAUUCCACCCCAGUGAAACAAACUGCUCUGGACGAAGGUGGAUUUUGUUAAAAAGAACUUGAUAAGGCGUCAGCUGAGUGCUUCACCAUUUCUCACAGUAAGAGAAAUGAAGCAAAAAAAAAAAAAAAAAAAAAAUUGAUGUGUGUGACACGAGACGCAAUAAAAACAUCAGUGCGCCACUUUCACUGACGGCAAGUGUAAUAUAAGAGCUAAGGUGGAAUGAUUCGUAGAUGUAACUUCGACAACUCUUGAGAUUUUGUUUAUUGUGACUUGUAAUCUUAUCUUGCGUAAUGUUGUAUAUAUAUACUUUUAUUCUAUCACCUCUCUCUCUCUCUCUCUCUCUCUCUCUCUCUCUCUCUCUCUCUCUCUCUCUCUCUCUCUCUCUCUCUCUCUGAAUUUUUUUCAUGUUCUUGUUGCUAUUUCUUGGUUUGGUUACUUGCUUGUCUGCUUUUGCUGUAACUUGUGUGGUUUUCCGUGUAUUUUUUUUUUUCCAGUUUUAUUUAAUUUCUCUUUUUGGUUUUGAUUUUGCGUAAUCUGGUGUUGUUUUUCUUAUUUCAUUUGUGUUGCACUUAAUCCUUUCUCUUUUCCUCCUCUUUCUUUCUGCCUCUCUUUCUUGCUUUCUUUUUUUUCCUCAUUUCUUGCUUUCUUUUCUUCUUCUUUUUUUUUUCUUCUUCUUCUUCUUCUUCUUCUUCUUCUUCUUCUUCUUCUUCUUCUUCUUCUUCUUCUUCUUCUUCUCCUUCCUCUUUUUCUUCUUUUCCUUCUUCUUCUUCUAUCUCUUUUUUCUUCUUUUC
Scylla paramamosain (green mud crab) is the source of this 4564-nucleotide messenger RNA. RefSeq lists its product as uncharacterized. Gene Ontology annotation, biological process: intracellular signal transduction; cGMP biosynthetic process; receptor guanylyl cyclase signaling pathway. The transcript is spliced from 13 exons. Gene Ontology annotation, molecular function: peptide receptor activity; adenylate cyclase activity; guanylate cyclase activity. The record is from RefSeq and is a predicted model, not a curated record. Lineage: Eukaryota; Metazoa; Arthropoda; Malacostraca; Decapoda; Portunidae. Gene Ontology annotation, cellular component: plasma membrane. The coding region runs from base 734 to 2809 and encodes 691 amino acids.